ACAGAUACUUUGUUAUAACAAAUGUUUUCAUCGUAGUUUCUGGUUUGGGAGGGGUCAUCAUUGGGUUGAAAAGUAGUUCUGCUUGUUCUCUCUCUCCUGUAUUCUCUCCCUAUCUCUCUCUCUCCCUUUCCCUCUUCACUUCCUGUAAUUCUUGUUGUCUUGCAUUGCACUUUUUACGCCCCUCCCGUGCCUGUCUGCUGUUGCCUUCUGCAUUCGUGUUUGUCAGGUUUCCUGGUUUCAGACCACUAUGUUCCUUCUCUACGCACAGGUCUUGUCAGUAAGCCAUUAAUUAAUGCUAGGCAUAAGGGAAAUUUUCAAAUUUGAUGUCCUGUCACUCGUGAAACAUUUCACUGUGACUGAGGAAUGACUGAGUUUUUAAAUAUUUACACCACCUUUAUACUGCAGUUUAGAAGCAAGUGGGGAGGUGAGGCUUCUAGACCCCACAUAAUCCUGCAUGUACUCUGUAAAAAAAAAAGUUAUUAUUAUUUACACUCAGCCUUGUUUAAACCUAAUCAGGCUUAUUUAAACCUGAAGUGCUGAAUGCCCUAGGUUUUUGCUUGUUUUCUAGUUUUACACAACUGCCAUGAGUCUUUCUCCACACCAGAGAGGAACCAUAAACAGUAUUAGUAAGCAGAAUGUUGAAGCCAUUGGUGAAACAAUGCAGCAUUCAGGGGAUAUCUUCUACAACGUGGGAGCUCCUCCAUUGGAGCAAACUCACAGCAGUCCGGAGGUUUUGGUGGAUUCUAGCCCUGAAGUCCAGGGCGUUUUCAAAUCUGAUAAAGGAUAUCCGGUCCGAGGGCAUUUUCAGCAGUCAGGACCAGUGAAGUGGGUGCAUCAGGACCCAGUGCAGACCUCGAAUUGGUUUCAGGGCCUCCCGAACAUGAAUAAGUGGUCACAGAAUUUUGGCCCCUCUCUUAGUGCUAUGGAUGACCCAAGGGCCUUUCACAAAAGUCAUGAGAUGGAGGCUAUGAAGUUGGAGAAGCUUUCACCAGGUUCCUCGCAGUCCUACACAGAUGCCUCUCACGUUCCUGGGGUGGAAUGGGACCAUCAUACGAUGGCAGCCAUGCAUCAUGCUCAAUUCCAGGGUCUCCAACAAGGUCACAGACCUGCAGACCUCCAAUAUCAGCCUCAGGGCAUGCAUCACGAAAUGCCUGAUUCCACUCUGCAACCCUUCCAGUUGGCGUUUGGACCUACCAAGCAACCGCAGGCAACUGGUUUUCAACAAGUCUUCCAAGGCAACAAUGCAUCUUUAAAUAUGAACUACAACGAGAAGCCAAAAUCGCAACAGCAGCUUUUGCAGUUGCAACAGCAGCAGCUGCAUCGCCAACACCAGAUGCAACAGCUGCAGCAAAUGCGUCAGUUGCAGCAGCAGCAACAGCAUCAAAUGCAGCAGCAGCAACGGCUGCAUCAAAUGCAACAGCAAUACCACCAGCAGAAGAAAAUGCAGGAACAGCUGCAACAGAUGCAGCAGCAAUUGCAGCAGCAUGGACAAGGUUUUCAACACAUAGAGUCUAUAGAAAAGCAGCGAGCCAAACAAGAGCUUGAGUCACAGGAUCUUACCAACACUCAGGUGAAAACAGAAUCGAGUCAGACCCAGCUCACUGUCCCUCAACCACAACAUCUUGUUCCUCAGGCAUCAAAUUACCAGGAAUCUGGCCCUGCAGAGGCCACUCCAGACCUCCAAGAAACCCAAACCAAACGUCAGGUCCUCCCUCGCCGCUCUCGGCGACUCUCUAAAGAUGGCGCCUCUCCUCAAGGCGACCAGCCCUCCAAGGACAAGGUUUCUGCCCAGAAUGGAGGAGUUGGUGGAGUUCAAGGACCCACAGUGGGGGUUAUCCAAAGCACUCAGAGACGACGGAGGGCCUCAAAGGAGAUCAACCUCGAGACUCUUGCUCAAAAGGCUUCAGAGAUGGAAUUUCUGCCAGCAAAGUGUGAGGACGUUACUCCUGGUAGACCAGCUGGUAUGGCCCCCCUAGUCAUCCCAGUCUCGGUGCCAGUUCGCAGAGGUCAAACCCAAGUGGAAGUGCCGGGCAGCUGGGCACAGACGGAUAAUGUUCGGCAUCCCUCAGAGAUUUCACAUCAACAGAACCAGCCUGAUCGCAAACCCUCUGUUAUUGUAGCACGCCGGCACUCGUUAAAGAACUCCGCAUCCGAGAGCUUCAUACAGGGUAAAGCGCAAGAGGACAAAUCCAGGCGGCGCCCACGACCUGAGCCUUUGGUCAUACCUCAGCCGUGCACUUUCAUCGCCCCUUCUGUCUACUCCAGCAUCACCUCCUACCAGAGCAAUCUGCGCUCCCCAGUGCGCCUGCCAGACCAUGCCAGCAUUAUCCCACCGUACACCCCGCCGCCCAUUCUUUCACCUGUGCGUGAAGGCUCUGGGCUGUACUCUGUUCUGUUCCUCUCUUCUAUGGCAGCAGGCAGCCAGGUCCUACCACCCCCAUCCACACCACGGAGCGGCACACGAAGCUUGCUGCGCACAAGCAGUUCUGAUAUCACUCCUCCUGCACUCCCACUGAUCGGAGAAGCAACGCCUGUCAGCCUAGAACCCCGCAUAAACAUCGGCUCUCAGUAUCAGGCAGAGAUUCCAGAACUAUGGGAUCAGACCUUGGCCCUAAAAGACCAGCAUAAAGCUACAUUGGUCUGGCUCCCUAAUUCAGAGGCUGAUUCUACGGCCUCCCAGGAUACAAAAUUUGAUGACCUUAUGAACCUGGUCUCCUCCAGUGUCAUGUGUGGAGGAGGAACCAACCCAGAGCUAGCGAUGCACUGCCUACACGAGUGCAGAGGCAAUGUCUUGGAAGCUUUGGAAAUGAUGUUGCUGAAGAAUCCCAUCUUCUCCAGGAACCACCAUCUGGCCAACUACCACUACGCAGGAUCAGAUUGCUGGACUGUGGAUGAAAAACGAUACUUCAACAAGGGAAUUUCUGCUUACAGGAAAGAUUUCUUUUUGGUGCAAAAACUGGUGAGGACUAAAACAGUGGCACAGUGUGUGGAGUUCUACUACACAUAUAAGAAACAAGCGAAGGUGGGUCGUAAUGGGACUUUUACAUAUGGACCUUCAGAUCCAGAGGAAAGCCUCCCUGUGACGAAUGUGAAAGAGGAAGACAAUGAUAAUAGACAACAGGAGGGAACACAAGAUAUUGUGGAUGAGCGUCUACAAGAUGUGGCCAAGACACUUCAGGAGAAUGAGAAUGAGAGGGCAGACGUGGCUCAUGAGGACCAGAAGAAUGGCCCUGCAGAAGAGUCUUCUGGCCCGAUGCCAGUGGCGCAACCCUCCUUUAAAACUCCUUCGCCUGCACCUCCAAAGCCUCGCUCUGACAAUACUGGGAAGAAAAACAGGGCUUCAACCGGUAACAAAAGUCAGGGAGAGCCAGAGGGUAUUUUCCCUUGCAAGAAGUGCAGUAGGGUGUUCUAUAAAGUGAAGAGCAGGAGUGCUCACAUGAAGAGUCACUCUGAGCAGGAGAAGAAGGCAGCAGCACUGCGCCAAAGAGAAGAGGAGGAGCGAGUGGCUAAGGCAAGACAGGAGAUGCUAGAGGCAGCAAGGAGGAAGGAGGCACAAGGAGGAAAGCAAGAAGAGAGUAGUGGAGCUGAGGAAAGCCCAGCAGAGCCAGAUGAUGAGCAGGAUGAGGACUGGCAUUGAGGAACUAGAUGACUCCAGUUGGUACCAAAACUUUGCAACUUGUGCAUCUUGGUUAAGGGUAGUUGGGAUGUUUGAAAUGAUAACAGUGGAUGAUAUGUCUUUGUCUUUUUAUUUUUAUCCAAAUUUUAUAAGAACUUUCCCCUGGUAUGUAUUUUUUAAAAAUGCAGAUGUGUGGCAAUUUAGCAUCAUUCGUGAUGAAUGAGCUUUAAUCAAAUGAAUAUGAGCUGAUUGUUAAACUUUUCUAGAAAUGUACAGUCUUUGAGUUUGAUUUUGAUCAAAGUAUCUGAACAAAUUUUGUAUGCCUUCAGAAUGUAUGCUUUUUGUAUGCUUGAGAAUGUAUUUUUUACAUUUGUUUAUGUAAUAUAUAUAAUAUGUAAUCAAGAACACAGAUUAAAAUUCCCUCCCUUCUACCUAUGGAUAAUUCAAUUAAAUAUUUCUUGUGCAUGAAAUGUAUAUAAUGCAUAAAAAUCUUUGUAUUAUAUUGUGUACAAUACUGAUUGUGUGUUUUUGUUUUUUCAGUACUCUAAAAUGUGUAUAUUUAUGUUUUGAAUGCACUUAAAGGGUAGUGGAAUAUUGGGAUUAAGGGAUUUUUUAAAUAAAAACACAUGCAAAUAAAAUAUGAAGUUUAGCAAAUCACAACAAAUACAUAUUUGACAUAUUGAUCACAUUUUUCACACUUUGUUGACUAUUGUGAACACGCUUGAUAUUUGCUAUAUUUCAUAAAUGUGUGCACAAUAAAAACAAACUUUCAGUAUAAA
Messenger RNA from Megalobrama amblycephala (Wuchang bream), 4395 nucleotides. RefSeq names its product mitotic deacetylase associated SANT domain protein a (gene mideasa). The record is from RefSeq and is a predicted model, not a curated record. Gene Ontology annotation, molecular function: transcription corepressor activity. The coding region runs from base 584 to 3637 and encodes 1017 amino acids. The transcript has 13 exons. NCBI's taxonomy places the organism in Eukaryota, Metazoa, Chordata, Actinopteri, Cypriniformes, Xenocyprididae. Gene Ontology annotation, cellular component: transcription regulator complex; histone deacetylase complex. Gene Ontology annotation, biological process: negative regulation of DNA-templated transcription; regulation of transcription by RNA polymerase II.